Meriones unguiculatus (Mongolian gerbil) is the source of this 3199-nucleotide messenger RNA. RefSeq names its product KLF transcription factor 15 (gene Klf15). Gene Ontology annotation, biological process: regulation of transcription by RNA polymerase II. Bases 1137 to 2384 code for a protein of 415 amino acids. Lineage: Eukaryota; Metazoa; Chordata; Mammalia; Rodentia; Muridae. The transcript is spliced from 3 exons. Gene Ontology annotation, molecular function: DNA-binding transcription factor activity, RNA polymerase II-specific; RNA polymerase II cis-regulatory region sequence-specific DNA binding. The record is from RefSeq and is a predicted model, not a curated record.
UGCAGUAAUCUGAUACAUGUUUGGCCGAGGGGCUUCCUUCCUUGUUCCAUUUUGCCAUCAUCCUUUUGUACCUGCUCUCCCUCUCCCUCCUUCCAGUGGGCUCUCAUCGUAGCUGCCUUUGAACUCACGAUCCUCUGGCUUCAGCCUCCUGAGUGCUGAGAUUAUAGGCAUGAGCACUGUGCCCACCCAGCACGGCUGUUUGUUUUUAUGUCAGACCUUGUUUUCCAGCCUUUUAAGAAGAAGCUUUGAUACCACCAUGAUCACCCUUGGAAGCAGCAUGGUUGCCCAGGGUUGUGGUGUGUCCAGCUGUGGUCACAUUUCAUUUUGGGAGAUUUUAGGUCCUGUUUUGGGUCCUGGGACACCCUUGUGCCCUGCGUUUGGGUGACUGUUGAGACCCUGCUAACUGGUCAGUAUACAUGAGCUCAGCUACACACAGCCAAGGUGUGUGCUAAGAGGGUGGCAGGUAGGUUAGGAAAGUGGAGUGUGGGCUCUGCCUAGCCCCUUUCCCCCUUUACGUUGUCUGGCACUCUAUUCCUCCCCAGCCCCUGCUUAGGUAAAGUGUGUGAAUUUUGGAACGUAUUUCCAGUUUUAAAUCCUUAGCUGAGCAUUUAAACUCAGAUGGCCUCUUGGCAAGAGUAUCCUGGGGCUCAGAUCUUGCCUCUAUUCUCUGGAGCAAGAGAGAAACUUAGGGAGUAUCAAAGCAAAGAACUGUUGGGGAAACUGAGGCACGAGGGAGCUUGACGACUGGCUUCUUGGCUGCUGGGUAAUACCAGGUGCCAGGCGGUGGAAUGGACCUAAAGAUAGAUGGACAGGGUAAGUGUGCAGAGUCUGAGCAUUUCCCUUCAUCACUCUUGAUAAUCAGACAGCCAUGGUCACUGGGCGGGGACAAAGGUCCAGAGAGGUGGCCCCAUCACAGGCAGAUACUGUUGACUCUUCUUGGACGCCAGACCGAUUAUGGCCUUUGGCUUCAGAGGACACAGCUCUCCUCUCUCCUUCCUAGCAACAUUCUCUGAGCCCCUCUUGGGUACCUGGUGUGGUGCUGAGUUCUGGGGACCCAGGAGAGUGUGCUGCCAGGAGGGGACACAGGCAUCUGCUGAGCCUUCCCACGUCGCCAUCACAGGCUCAGCCAGGCCAGCAUGGUGGACCACUUGCUUCCAGUGGACGAGACCUUCUCGUCACCGAAAUGCCCAGUGGGUUACCUCGGUGAUAGGCUGGCCAGCCGACGGCCAUACCACAUGCUACCCUCACCCAUCUCUGAGGAUGACAGUGAUGUCUCCAGCCCCUGCUCCUGUGCCAGUCCUGACUCCCAAGCCUUCUGUUCCUGCUACAGUGCAGGUACGGGCCCUGAGGCCCAGGACAGCAUCUUGGAUUUCCUCCUGUCUCAGGCCACACUGAGCAGUGGUGGUGGCAGCGGGGGCGUUGGAGAUAGUGGUGGCCCUGUGACCUGGGGCUCAUGGAGGAGGGCCUCUGUGCCUGUGAAGGGGGAACAUUUCUGCUUUCCUGAGUUUCUGUCAGGAGACCCCGAUGAUGUCUCCAGGCCCUUCCAGCCUACCCUGGAGGAGAUUGAAGAAUUCUUGGAAGAGAACAUGGAGGCUGAGGUCAAGGAGGCCCCAGAGAACAGCAGCAGGGACCUGGAGCCCAGUGGCCAGCUCUCAGCUGGGCCACACCGGAGCCACCUCCAUCCAGAGUCUGGUGGGAGAGAGCGCUGUACCCCACCAUCAGGUGGCACCGCUGAGGGUGGUGCCCAAGGUACUGGUGAGGGGCCGGCACGUGACGGCCCCAUGCCCGUGCUGCUGCAAAUCCAGCCUGUUGCUGUGAAGCAGGAGGCAGGCACCGGGCCGGCCUCCCCAGGGCAGGCCCCAGAGAGCGUCAAGGUCGCCCAGCUCCUGGUCAACAUCCAGGGGCAGACCUUUGCACUCCUGCCUCAAGUGAUACCGUCCUCCAACUUGAACCUGCCUUCCAAGUUUGUGCGCAUCGCGCCCGUGCCCAUUGCCGCCAAACCUAUCGGCUCGGGGUCCCUAGGACCCGGGCCCAACGGCCUGCUUGUGGGCCAGAAGUUCCCCAAGAACCCAGCAGCAGAACUUCUCAAAAUGCACAAAUGCACUUUCCCAGGCUGCAGCAAGAUGUACACCAAGAGCAGCCACCUCAAGGCCCACCUGCGCCGGCACACAGGCGAAAAGCCCUUUGCCUGCACCUGGCCGGGCUGCGGCUGGAGGUUUUCCCGCUCAGAUGAGCUGUCACGGCACCGGCGAUCUCACUCGGGUGUGAAGCCGUACCAGUGUCCCGUGUGCGAGAAGAAGUUCGCGAGGAGUGACCACCUCUCCAAACACAUCAAGGUGCAUCGCUUCCCACGGAGCAGCCGCGCAGUACGCGCCAUCAACUGAGCGCAGUGGCUGCCCCUCCCCUCCCACAGCCCUACGUUUUGUUUUUAAAUGCAAUAACUUAUUGCCUCCUUCAGAAGGAUGUGACAUAUUACCAGCCUCCCUUCUGAAUCUUAGGAGGUGUGACCCAGAGCUGCCAUGGCUGCCUUUCUGGGGAGGACCUAGAGUCCCCAAGAUCCCUGGGGGCUGGUUCCCUGGUGGCCCAGGUGGCCUAGGUGGCCCAGGCAGGCCUGUGCCCUGUGCCUUUGUGCCUUCCUGCCAGCUGGAAGCAGUGUUUGGGGGCCCCUUGCCCUCCUCCCAUUGGGCUCCCUACCUGGGCCAGAGCCAACCUUAUUGCUGGGGAAGAAGUGUUUUGGCUGUGUUGAAAUAGUGAUUCCCAGAGGAAGCUGUUCUGGGAAAAAGGAAGUAGGUCAAAAGCGCAGCGCCAUAUGCAAGAGGCCUUUGAGGGUCCAGGAGGAUGGCCACCCUCACUCUAGGCCAUAAUGCAUGUGCUUAAAUGCAAGACAAAUGGAGCCACAUCCAUCUAUACCCAGCCCGGGUCACCUCCUCCAGACACCAGCCUCCCUGUUGUGGUAGGGGAAGGGAACUGGCCUGAGGGAUGGAAAGCAACUAGCUAGCGCCUCCUAGUCUGACUUAGAUUUGCAUUCCUCAUCAGGCCUAGAAAUUAGUACCAAUUGAACUAGCUUGUUUUUGACAGGUCUAUUUCACAUCCUAUGAAUGUAUGUAAAUAAACUGUACAUAGGUACGCAUCUACAUAAAAUAUCUUUUAAUAACAUGUUGACAUUUGUGUAAAUUUGAAAUUAAAAAAAUUCUAUAAA